UUGCAGUGACAAAAACAGUGGUCUAGGAAAAUCCGCUGCGCAGUGAUCUGUGGGCACCCGCUGCAAAACCACUCCUUCUGCGGGUCUUGUAGUUGCCUCUCCGGUGAACGCGUGGGCCACUUUAAUUUGCACCAAAUUUUUCCCAGGGCUACCUGACAUAAAGGUCAUCCAACUGUGACGCAAACGUCUGUGGGACACGAUGGCAGUUUUCAGCGUACUUCUGAGUUUGGCUGCUCCGGCUCUGAUGUUUCUGCUCCUUCUGCUGAUCAUUGCGUUUCUCGGCUACUGUUUAUACAUUAAAUACAUUCAUAUGAAGUAUGACCACAUACCCGGGCCGCCUAGAGACAGUUUUUUCUUCGGACAGUCGCCAACACUUGUGAAGAUGAUGGAAAAUGACGGAAAUGUACAUGAAAAAUUUCUGGAGUGGGCCGAGAAGUAUGGACCUGUCUACAGGUUAAAUGUGCUUCACUAUGUUGCAGUGUGUACGUACUGUCCAGAAACCACCAAGGAAAUCCUGAUGUCACCAAAGUACCCCAAAGAGAAAUUAGCCUACGAGAAACUUUUCAACCUGUUUGGUCAGAGGUUUUUUGGCAAUGGUCUGAUAACAGCACGUGAUCAUGAGCAGUGGUACAAACAGCGCCGUAUCAUGGACCCUGCCUUCAGCAGCCUGUAUCUGAGAGGUCUAAUGGGAACCUUCAAUGAGAGGGCAGAGAAACUGAUGGAUAAACUCGCAGAGGUUGCUGAGAGUAAAACAGAAGCUAAUAUGCUCCACCUGGUCAACUGUGUUACCCUGGAUGUUAUUAGUAAGGUCGCCUUUGGGGUGGACUUGGACCUCCUGAAUAAUAGCUCACCUUUCCCUAAAGCCAUUGAGACAUGUCUGAGAGGAAUGGUUUACUAUGUCAGAGACAUGUUUUUUGAGUUCAAACCCAAGAACAGAGCAUAUGUUAAUAAGGUGAGGGAAGCGGCCCGUCUGCUGCGCACAACUGGAGCGAAGUGGAUCAGUGAGAGAAAGACCGCCAUACAAAACGGUGACGAGGUCCCCAAAGACAUCCUGACACAGAUCAUCAAAUCUGCCAGCCAAGAGGAAAGCAUGACUGAAGAAGACGAGGAAUUUAUGUUGGACAAUUUUGUGACAUUCUUCAUUGCAGGGCAAGAAACAACAGCUAAUAAACUGGGUUUUUGCAUCAUGGAGCUUGGAAGACAUCCUGAAAUCCUGGAGAAAGCAAGGAAAGAGGUGGAUGAUGUCAUUGGGAUGAAACGUGACAUAAGCUAUGACGACUUAGGAGAACUGGUCUACCUGUCGCAGGUGCUGAAAGAGACUCUGAGAAUUUACCCCACAGCUCCGGGCACAGCUCGCGAUGUAGCUGAAGACAUGGUCAUUGAUGGGAUCCACAUACCUGGGGGGUUCAGUGCUGUUUUCAGCUCCUAUGUGUGUGGGAGGCUGGACAGAUUCUUCAAGGAUCCACUGAAAUUUGAUCCAGACAGAUUUCACCCAGAUGCUCCCAAGCCUUAUUACUGCUACUACCCUUUUGCCCUCGGUCCUCGCUCGUGCCUGGGACAGAACUUUGCUCAGAUGGAGGCGAAAGUGGUGAUGGCCAAACUGCUGCAGAGAUUUGAUUUCACUCUUGUCCCGGGACAGACCUUUGACAUCCUGGAUGCUGGCACGCUCAGACCAAAGAGUGGAGUGGUGUGCACUUUGAGCCACAGGGAUCACAAAGAAUAAAAGGCCUUAAAUUACAUAAAAAGAAGCCAUAAUAAUAAUAAUAAUAAUAAUAAUAAUAAUAAUAAUAAUAAUAAUGAUAAUAUAGGAACAAUUUGGGGAGGGGUGGGUUUAAUGCCAUUCAUUUAAUCUUUCACAAAGCCAUCAUGCAUCUCUGUGUAGUGACUUUAUUAUAACCAGCGAGGUACACAACUUUUGCUGCAUAUAACACUAAUAUGUAAAUGGUGAAUGUGAGCAUUGAUUUGUUUGCUGUGCACUAAUUUCUGUCUCUCAGCUCCUCAGGCAGUGUACUAAUGUACACAUGAGGGCACUGAGAGUUUGAUGAGAAGUUUGUCUUUAAUCUUAGUUUUGCCUCGUAGGUCAUAUCAUAUGCAGUGAUGGCACUUUUGAGACUGAUUUCUCACCGUGCAUUACCAGUACAGUCAUGGUUAAAAAUCUGAGACAGUUCCUGGAUCAUGAAGUCACUGAUGCUAUUGAGUGAUGCCUUCAAGUUUCCCAGACCUGAAUGCAGCUGAGAACCUCUGGGAGCUUCUGCUUCAGUGCAUCUAAAUAGCACCAUGUCAUAUGCGAGUGGUAUGGUGAGCAGGGUGGACCCAAACACAGAACUCCAGAGACAAAUUGAACUUAAAAGGUGACUUUAUUUUAGAUAAGUGAAGGUAAAUGCAGAUGAAAGGCACUGAAACAAAAACUCAAACUGAACAGAUAACAGGACAAAACCACACCUUCAUGAGGGGGGACGCGACAAGGAACGGAGCAAACACAGGGGCUUAAAUACACACAGGAGGUAAUGUUGGAAAACAAGAAACAGCUGGGGAACACAGGGCACAGGUGAACAGAAUCUAACAAAUUAAACAGGGGAAGCGAAACUAGACAUGACACACAGGGAGCACUGGACUAUCAAACUAAAACAGGACGUAAACAAAGACAAAUGCAGACUUGAGCACAACAUGAGGAAAUAACAUAGACAAGAGGCCAGUAACUAAUAAACGCUGAACACUGAGACGUAGAAAGAAAAGAAUACAAAACCCUAACUAAACUCAAAACCAUAACAAACUGAAGACCAACAUGAAAGAAACCAAAUAAACAAAACAUAACCAAAAGAACACAAAACACUGGGCCACAGGCCCCGGAUCAUGACACACCACAGAUCAGAUCAGAGCAUCACUGAGCUCCUGGACAAAGGUUAUAUCUAAAAUAUAGAAAUGAGCUGUUUUGCAGAUAUAUUUAUGACUGUGUUAUUAGACCUCUCCUCUGUGUUCUGUAUUAAAAUCAAUCACAACCUGUUUGGCCACUUAAAAUAGCUUCAUAGGACUAUGAUGUCAUUUUUCUUGUAAUUCCUGCUGCCUUGUUGUGCAGAUUAAAAAAGAAAUUUUUGAUGUAAAUGAGAUUUUUUUUAUAACAAGAUAUAA
This is a messenger RNA of Archocentrus centrarchus (flier cichlid), 3129 nucleotides long. RefSeq names its product cholesterol 24-hydroxylase-like. NCBI's taxonomy places the organism in Eukaryota, Metazoa, Chordata, Actinopteri, Cichliformes, Cichlidae. Gene Ontology annotation, molecular function: cholesterol 24-hydroxylase activity; iron ion binding; heme binding. The record is from RefSeq and is a predicted model, not a curated record. The transcript has 16 exons. Gene Ontology annotation, biological process: cholesterol catabolic process. The coding region runs from base 200 to 1723 and encodes 507 amino acids.